UACUCGGGUUCUCUCUCUCUAAUUCGGUUAAUCUCUCUUUUCCCCCAUUUCUCUCUCUAAUUCCGGUGUCAUCGCAACAAGUCGUGGAUGCCGAGACGUCCUCUCGCUCUCUCUCCACCGUGGGUACUGCCGGAAUCCGCACCGUAACACCACCGACGAACAACCCAGCCUCACCCUGCUGCGACACCGUGAAUCACCACAUUUCAGCCUUUCAAACAGUGCAUAUAGAUACUUAAUACUGUUGAUCGGGUAUUAUAUGAUGGAAGUUCGACAUGAUGGAGAUAUGAUUGUAAGGAUAUAUGAUAUAAUUUCCAAACAUGAUGUAGCUCGACAUGAAGGAUCACAAGGUCCAGCGAGCUAACGACUCCACCCACCGCUAUCAACCAUCUCUUCUCCUCCAUCUCUAGUUCUCUUCCAAUAUUGACUCAUGGAGACCGACACAUCUAUCUCCUAACGAAGCAAAACUUGUAGGGGGCUGAUUUGAACUCUGAAGUUGAGAUCUGUGGAAACGAAAUAUGGGUGACAACAAUAGACUGGAGGAUAGGCCGGGUAUUUUCGUAGUCGGAUCCUCCAACGUUGGCAAACGGACCCUCCUCUCCCGAUUAAUGUCUGUGGAUUUUGAUGAUGCUUGUGAUUCAUCGUCUGAAGUAGUUGUCCAUGGCUGGAUCAUCCACACAAAGUACUACACGGCUGAGGUUUCUGUAUGUAUGGCUCAUCUCCAUGAUGGGUUCUCUAUUGGGACACUGCCAAUGUUCGACCGGUUGGCUGCCUUGGUGAUGGUUUUUGAUAUGAGUGAUCUGUCGUCAUUUGUUGCACUUCAGGAUUGGGUAGCUUGCACUGAUAUUCAGAAUUUUGAGAUAUUAUUAUGCAUUGGUAACAAGGUGGAUCUCCUUUCGGGCCAUCCAGCUCAUGCUGAAUACAGAAGGCAUUUACAGAAUCUUGGGGACUUCGCCAAUUCUGAUGCAGAGUUUACCGAAUAUGGGAUUUCUGAAUCUGAAGGAAGUGGCUUGUUGGGGAAUGAAGAACCGUCAUGGGAGAUUAGACGGUCAUGUCUGGAAUGGUGCAGUGAACACAACAUUGAAUUCAUUGAAGCUUGUGCUUCCAAUGCUGAUUUUGACAAAUGUUUAUCGGUUGAUGGUGAUUCACAAGGCGUUGACCGUCUCUAUGGUGCUCUUUCUGCUUAUAUGUGGCCUGGGAUGAUCUUGAAAUCUGGCAAUCAGAUAUGUAAACCAUCAUUGCCUGGAAAAGAAGAGUUGUCAUCAGGAGAAUCUGAUUAUGAAUUUGAAUAUGAAAUCCUGUCUGCGGGUUCAGCUGAACCUUGGGAUGACACGGAUAAAGGAUGGGUUUCUGCAAAUGGUAUUACCUCAUUUCCAGAUAGGGUGAGUUGUGUUGCUCAGAAUGGAUCUGUCAUGGAACAUGAUCGGGAGAAUGUACCUGGAUCUGAUGAAGAAAAGCUGCAGCCUUCAACAUCAAUGGCUCCGUUGCAGGAUGAGAAUGACCUCGGUGUGAUAGCCGAUGCAUCUGAGAAAGCCACAGAGCCAGAUGAGGGCACGCAUUUUGACUUUGAGGAUUUGGAACAGUUGAUGUCUGAGGUUGGGAACAUGCGUGACAGUUUGAGAUUGAUGCCAGAUUUUCAGAGGAGGGAAAUGGCAGCAAAACUAGCCAUGAAAAUGGCUUCCAUGUUUGGGGAUGGCAGUGAUGAUGACGAUGACCACGCCUGAAAAUGGUUCUUGGCGUCAUCCACAAGCUGAUAUUGGGAAGGCCAUUAGCCAGUCCGUUUUAUGAACAAAACUUCUCAUCUUUCAUGUUGCCUUUUGUUCUCUGCUGCCCAUAUCACAGCAAAACAUGGUUAGUCUGGAAUUAAUUUGCCUGUGAUGUACUUAUCAAAAAACAAAAAAAUUACCUGGAUGUGCUCCAAAUAUUGAAGAUGUUAGUUAAACUUACAGUUAUCUAUUACUUAAUACCGAGAGGGGGUUUGGGAA
This is a messenger RNA of Juglans microcarpa x Juglans regia, 1982 nucleotides long. RefSeq lists its product as uncharacterized. Bases 516 to 1721 code for a protein of 401 amino acids. NCBI's taxonomy places the organism in Eukaryota, Viridiplantae, Streptophyta, Magnoliopsida, Fagales, Juglandaceae. The transcript has 10 exons. Gene Ontology annotation, molecular function: GTP binding; GTPase activity. The record is from RefSeq and is a predicted model, not a curated record.